Syngnathoides biaculeatus (alligator pipefish) is the source of this 2812-nucleotide messenger RNA. It is a transcript of the gene bcs1l, whose product is annotated as mitochondrial chaperone BCS1. Gene Ontology annotation, cellular component: mitochondrial inner membrane. Gene Ontology annotation, biological process: mitochondrial respiratory chain complex III assembly; protein insertion into mitochondrial inner membrane from matrix. Bases 280 to 1542 code for a protein of 420 amino acids. Gene Ontology annotation, molecular function: ATP binding; ATP hydrolysis activity. The record is from RefSeq and is a predicted model, not a curated record. Lineage: Eukaryota; Metazoa; Chordata; Actinopteri; Syngnathiformes; Syngnathidae. The transcript has 7 exons.
UCGGACGUUUGAAUAACAAACACAGGAAAUACGGCAGAGGUCGCUUCCUACCGGUCUAUCGUGCUUUCAAGUUAUGCUUCAUUUUGAUGUUACGGUUUAUUUUCCAAAAGCGCGUCGUUUCGGUAGGGGACCACAGCGACAUGGAUUUUGAACGAUGCCAGUAAAGAUUAUGUGGUCCUCAUUGCUGGAUAAGAAAUUUAAAAAAGUGAUUCAAUGCUAUCCUAAAACUAUGGUGGGAGGGUGAUUGUAUACAUACAUACAUACAUAAAUAAAUACAUCAUGCCACUGUCAGACAUUCUGGACAGUCUUAAGGACAACCCCUACUUCGGGGCUGGUUUUGGACUGGUCGGGGUCGGAACCGCCUUGGCUUUGGCCAGGAAAGGAGCUCAGGUCGGGAUGGUGUUUUUCCGCAGGCACUACAUGAUCACCCUGGAGGUACCCAGCAAGGACAAGAGCUACCACUGGCUGCUGAGUUGGAUCACCAGGCACGCCACUCGAACCCAGCACCUGAGCGUGGAGACGUCCUACAUGGCGCACGAAAGCGGACGCAUUCAAACCCAGUUCGACUUCCAUCCCAGCCCGGGAAACCACAUUAUCUGGUAUGGCCGGAAGUGGAUUAGAGUGGAGAGGACCAGAGAGAAACAAAUGAUUGACAUGCACACGGGCACCCCAUGGGAGUCCGUGACAUUUACCGCGUUGGGCCGAGACCGAAAAGUCUUCUUCAAUAUUUUACAAGAAGCCAGGGAGUUGGCGCUGAAGCAGGAGGAAGGACGGACGGUGAUGUACACAGCCAUGGGAGCCGAGUGGCGACCCUUUGGGUUUCCACGGCGACGCAGACCCCUUAGCUCCGUGGUGCUGGAAGCGGGUGUGGCCGAAAGGAUCGUGGAUGAUGUGAAGGAGUUUAUUGGAAAUCCAAAGUGGUACACGGAUCGAGGUAUCCCAUACAGGAGAGGAUAUCUGCUGUAUGGACCCCCUGGAUGUGGAAAAAGCAGCUUUAUCACAGCUCUGGCCGGCGAGCUGGGCUAUAGCAUUUGUUUGAUGAGUCUGAGCGACCGCUCGCUUUCGGAUGACCGUCUCAAUCACCUGUUGAGCGUGGCACCGCAGCAAAGUAUCAUUUUGCUGGAGGACGUGGACGCCGCCUUCGUUAGCCGAGAGCUGCUUCCAACAGAGAAUCCUUUAGCCUACCAGGGAAUGGGAAGGUUGACUUUCAGUGGCUUGCUGAACUCUCUGGAUGGAGUGGCUUCAUCCGAGGCCAGAAUCGUAUUCAUGACCACCAAUUAUAUCGACAGGUUGGAUUCUGCACUAAUCCGGCCUGGCCGCGUGGAUCUCAAGCAGUACAUUGGCCACUGUACCCACUGGCAGCUCAGUCAAAUGUUUAGACGCUUCUAUCCAGACCAGGCUGUCUCACAAGGUGAACAUUUUGCGACACGUGCGCUUGCGAGCCGCACGGAAAUCAGUGCUGCUCAGGUUCAAGGACACUUUCUGCUGCACAAAAUGGACCCUGCGGGAUCGAUAGAAAACAUCGCCCAAAUGAAAGAAUGAUAAGGAUUUUUUAAAAAUAACUAAUUUGGUGGAGAAAACAAUAAAAAAACAGACUCUACAUUGGCUAUUGCUGAAGAAACAAUGUUUGAUAAUAAAAAAAAGUGAGAUGGGUCCUGCAAUAAGAUUUUGUGCAAGUUUGUUUUUUUUAACAUGUAUUUAGUUCCCAAGUGUUAUUUUUUUAAUAACAAUCAUGGUUCGAGCUGUUGAAACUCAACAUCACAAAUAUUUUCAAUCAUGUUUUUCUUUGUCUUCUGUAAACAAUAAAACUAAAAGGAAUUUUUAAUUUGGGCCUAUCAUUUUGGUAAAUGGAUAAUCAGGCUUUAUUUGAGCCCUGCCAUUUAAAUCAAAAGACAUAAAAGACCAGAUCUCUGUUGUUUCUGGCAGAUAAUCCCAAAGGAUUAUUUUUUUGUGUGCUGUGCGGUGUUGAGAUUUUUUUUCUCUCUCAGAUUGAGGCCAAAAAUAGUAAAUGUGAUACCCUUUUAAUAUUCACAAUUUGCUUGGAAUACAUUUGUUUGCUUUAUGUGUAUGUCUCAUCUAAAUUUAACUGUGUGCCCAUUUUUACAGUAUAGUGUAUUGAUGAAAUAUUAGACGAAGACAAUUAUGCACUAUAAUGGAAUGUCUUGUAGUUCCCAAACAUUUCAGUUCAGCUGUAUUCAUUGUCUUAAUUGCACAUAAAUAAUGAGAUAUAAUAAUGCUCCAACAUCAAAAUGAAGCAUUUUCUAUAACUCAUUUAGUGUCUCACAUCUCUGUGGCGAUGUUUUCGUCCACUCUACCUUGCAGAAUUGUUUGAAUUCAGCAAAACUAGAUGGCUAUCGAACAUGAACGGCUUUUUAAAAAAAAUAUAAUUUUUUUUUAUACAGUUGUGCCACUGCAUUUAAAUCGGAUUCAAAUCUGGACUUUGACUUUGCCACUCCAAAGUCAUCUUUUUUCCCCCCAAGCCAUUCAUAAAUUGAGUUGCUGGUGUGUUUAGGAUCGUUUUAAAGCAGCAGAACCCAAGGAGGCUUCAGUUUGAGGUCACAAACUGAUGGUUGAACAUUAUUAUUCAAGAGGUCCUGAAGGAUAGGCCCAAGACCAUCCACUACCACCACCAUGUCUGACUGUCGGCAUGUUGUGUUUAUGAAAUGUUGGGCUACAUAUAAGCCGGAUGUGUUUGUAUAACAUCUAGAUGGUGGUAUGCAUUUUUAAAAUGGUAUUUUUUCUCCCAUUUUACCCUAUAUCUAUGUAUAAUGCGGACUAUUGACUUUUGACCAUAUUUUAAUUAAAAAAUGGG